This is a messenger RNA of Cololabis saira (Pacific saury), 2953 nucleotides long. It is a transcript of the gene lztr1, whose product is annotated as leucine zipper like post translational regulator 1. NCBI's taxonomy places the organism in Eukaryota, Metazoa, Chordata, Actinopteri, Beloniformes, Belonidae. Gene Ontology annotation, molecular function: protein binding. Bases 372 to 2714 code for a protein of 780 amino acids. Gene Ontology annotation, cellular component: Golgi apparatus. The record is from RefSeq and is a predicted model, not a curated record. The transcript has 19 exons.
UUCCAGGGGGCGUGGCUGGCUUGUGAUCUCUGCAGCACAGUUUUGCGUUUUCAUAGGUUAUUGUGGCUAAAAGUAUUUCUUACGAACAUAUUUCAUACUUUAUGGAGUAUUUCACUGGCUGGGGGGAUAUUCCAGUGUUAUGUCAGCAGCUAUCAUCCGCUAGAACUACUACUUGUUUAACAGCACAGCAGUAAUACUGGCCUACCCGUAUAGCUAAUUGCUAACAUCCUAAACAAAGUAAACGUACUGUUGUUUAUACCGAUGUAACUAAGCCAUUAAUAUUAGUUUUUGUAUCGGAGGACCGUAAGCAAAGAUGUUGCCGACAGAAGACAUCCCUGCUGAAGAGAUGUCCUGAGAACUGAUGAGUUAAAAUGAGCUGUAAAUCCACCAAAGUGGCUCCCAGUGUUGACUUCGACCACAGCUGCUCCGACAGCGUAGAAUACCUGACUCUCAACUUCGGCCCGUUCGAGACCGUCCACCGCUGGAGGAGACUCCCUCAGUGCGACGAGUUCGUGGGCUCCAGACGCAGCAAACACACAGUUGUGGCAUACAGGGAUGCCAUUUACGUGUUCGGGGGAGACAAUGGGAAGAACAUGCUGAAUGAUCUGCUCCGCUUUGAUGUCAAGGAUUGCUCUUGGUGUCGAGCUUUCACCACUGGAACUCCUCCAGCUCCCAGAUAUCACCACUCAGCAGCGGUCUAUGGCAGUAGCAUGUUUGUCUUUGGUGGCUACACUGGAGAUAUCUAUUCAAAUUCAAACCUGAAAAAUAAAAAUGACCUUUUUGAGUAUAAGUUUGCGACAGGACAGUGGACUGAAUGGAAAGUAGAAGGAAGUUUGCCGGUGGCCAGAUCUGCUCAUGGGGCCACAGUUUACAAUGAUAAGCUGUGGAUAUUUGCUGGCUAUGAUGGAAAUGCCCGGCUGAACGAUAUGUGGACCAUCAGUCUGCAGGACAGAGAACAUGCAUGCUGGGAAGAGAUUGAUCAGAGUGGUGAGAUUCCCCCCUCUUGCUGCAACUUCCCUGUGGCAGUAUGCAAAGACAAGAUGUUUGUAUUUUCUGGUCAGAGUGGAGCCAAGAUCACCAAUAACCUGUUUCAAUUUGAGUUCAGAGGCAACAUGUGGACACGUAUCCCGACAGAACAUUUACUUCGAGGUUCCCCUCCACCUCCCCAGAGACGUUAUGGACAUACUAUGGUCACCUUUGAUCGCCACCUGUAUGUAUUUGGAGGUGCUGCUGACAACACCCUUCCCAAUGAGCUGCACUGCUAUGAUGUGGACUCUCAGACCUGGGAGGUGAUACAAGCUAGCCUUGACAGUGAGAUGCCCAGUGGGAGACUGUUUCAUGCUACUGCUGUGAUUCACGAUGCCAUGUAUAUAUUUGGAGGGACGGUGGACAACAAUGUCCGGAGUGGAGAGAUGUACAGAUUCCAGUUCUCAAGCUAUCCAAAAUGUACCCUCCACGAGGAUUAUGGAAGACUGUGGGAGAACCGUCAGUUUUGUGAUGUAGAGUUUAUUCUUGGCGAGAGGGAGGAAAGAGUCUUGGGGCAUAUUGCCAUAGUGACUGCAAGAUGUCAGUGGCUGCGAAAGAAAAUCCUGCAGGCUCGGGACAGGCAGCGACAGAGGACCAAACGGGAGAGCAGUGAGGAUAGUGAUGAGGGAGCAGCUGGAGGCCCGAGGGAUAUCCCAGCAGGCAAUAGGUCAUCAGGCACGCAGCCCCUGUUGGAGGUUUUCAUCAGAGAAGCAGAGGCCCAGCCGUUUGAAGUCUUAAUGCAGUUUCUCUACACAGACAAAAUCCAGUACCCCCGCCGAGGUCAUGUACAAGAUGUUCUUCUAAUCAUGGAUGUAUACAAACUGGCCCUAAGUUUUAAGCUCUCCCGGCUGGAGCAGCUUUGUGUUCAGUACAUCGAGGCAUCUGUGGAUUUGCAGAACGUACUCAGUGUUUGUGAGAAUGCCAACAAGCUGCAAUUGGACCAGCUCAAGGAACACUGUCUUAAUUUUGUGGUGAAGGAAUCCCACUUUAACCAAGUGAUCAUGACAAAAGAGUUUGAGCGUCUUUCCACAGCUCUGAUAGUGGAGAUAGUGCGUCGAAAGCAGCAGCCUCACCCUAGAAUUUAUUCAGAACAGCCCGUGGACAUUGGGACCUCCCUUGUGCAGGACAUGAAGGCUUACUUGGAAGGAGGGGGCCUGGAGUUUUGUGACAUUAUCCUGCUGUUAGAUGGACACCCACGGCCUGCACAUAAGGCCAUACUGGCAGCCCGUUCCAGUUACUUUGAGGCGAUGUUCCGCUCUUUCAUGCCAGAAGACGGUCAGGUUAAUAUAUCCAUCGGUGAAAUGGUCCCAAGCAAGCAAGCUUUUGAUUCCAUGCUGCGUUAUAUCUACUAUGGGGAUGUCAACAUGCCUCCAGAAGAUUCACUUUAUCUCUUUUCUGCGCCAUAUUACUACGGGUUCUCCAACAACAGGCUGCAGGCUUACUGUAAGCAGAACCUGGAGAUGAACGUCACUGUGGAGAAUGUCUUGCAGAUUCUGGAGGCGGCAGACAAGACUCAGGCUCUGGACAUGAAAAAGCACUGCCUGCACAUCAUUGUCCACCAGUUCAUCAAGGUAUCCAAGCUUCCCAACCUGCGGUCUCUCAGCCAGCUGCUCUUGUUGGACAUCAUUGAGUCUCUAGCUACACACAUAUCAGACAAACAGCGUGCUGAGAUGGGCUCCGAUAUUUAAGAUGACUCAGUGAAUGGGGCUCUUUUCACAGAAGCCAUAAGUCUCCACAUGCAUUCCCUUCUCUCUUUUUCCUUUUUUUUUUUUUUGUUUUGUUUUGUCCCUUUCGAUCUUGCACGUCUUAGACCCCUGUUCAAAAGAUCCCUAUUAUUCACACUGUAUCAAAUUGCUCUUGUGUCUCACUUUGCAUGACUCGAGAGUUAAGUUUAUUGAAAAAUAAAACAGAUUUUGGUGCAGAAUGA